GCCUUGAAUUUUUGUGGCCGCUCGCAGAAGCAAAACCAGCUCAGCUGAAAGGAAAAUCGAGCGAAAAGGGCAAAAGAAGGUGGUGGUUAUCCAAUUUCCUGCCUACCAUCCUUUCCCCGCACCAAUUCCCUCCUUUUUUUUGCACCUUCUCUUCUCACUAGGGUUUUCUUUCCGUUUCGUUCAAACCCGAAUUGAAAACGAGAAAACACAGAAACAGAAAUCCCGGGAGAAUCCGUUCAUCUUAAUGAUUGGUUAGUAGUAAUGCUAAUUUGCAUAAAUUCCCAAUCGCAAACCCAAGAAUCCAAUUCUUCCUUCUUUUUGGAUUUGCCUGCUCUUGAUUUCCAAUUAAAUAAUUGGGAUCCUGUUUACUCCUCCCCACCCCCUACUUAAAUAAUCUCAGCCAUUGAAAUUUCGCAGCUGAGCUGUGGUCGGUUUGUAUCUUUUGAGGCUACCCAUUGAUCAAUCCCCACCACCGGACAGACAGGAAGCUCCUCUUCGUAUUAGGGUUUGUUUGUCUUCUUCCCGUUCCUCCUCCUCUCGCCGUUAGGUGUUUAAUUGUCGUUAUUGUUGGCUUUUCCUUUUUUCAUAUGUUCCGGAUCCCGUCUCAGCCACCACAGCUUUUCCAGGGUAAGAAGAAACAGCGGAAGGAGGCGAGAAGGCUGAGACUUUACGCGCUGCGUUGAGAUUUCGUCACAAUCUGGCUAAGGAAAGGUAGAUAGAACUCUUUCGUUCCCGAUUCGUAUCUGCGUCUGAAUCUUCCUGUUUGUUCGCUUAUGUAGUUUGAUUAAGUUUCUCAAUUUUUUUUUUUGAUAAUCAGAUUAAGUUUCUCCCAUGUAAUGGGAACUUUGGACUCUUUGUUCCUUCAAUCCUUCUAAUUUUUGGCUCUGCUUUGCAUUUGUUUCAUAAAGACUUCUGGGUUGUUUUGGAUGCAAGAUUGAAUUGGUGGGACGAUUUGAUAACAUGAGAUAUGCUUAUAUUGGGCCCAUUUUGGAAGCCAUUCUUUUGCUCUGAUUGGUUGAUUUGUUGUUUGGAUCGCAAAGGUUGUUGGGGAAACUCUACUGUUCCUUGGGUUUCACUCCAUUUUUUGUUUUUCAUUCUCAUUUACUACUGGAUUGACUAUUUGAAAUGCCAUUUUUGUUGGUCAAUGGUGAACCUGUGCCAUUCCUGCCUGGAUUUUGAUUAUCUGAUGGUUGAACUGAGCUGAGGGUUGAUUUUGGAAUCUUUUCCUUUGUUGGUUUUAUUGAUUCAGGCCAUCGUGUCAUAUGUAUAUUGAGGACUGGAUAUUCCUAGUGAGCAAAGAUUUUGGUUCACUCUGGCCGCCGCAACAAAGUUGAAGUCUUCUCCCACCUCAAAGUGGGCGUGGGGUGAUUGCAAGGAAGUGAUUCUGCUGUGUGUUUUGAGGAGAUCAAGAUCAUCCCAUGUUUGGAGGCUCUGCCGUGUUUCAGAGGGCUUGUCUCUUGAUUAUGGCUAACAUCUCCACUUGCUAGACCAAUAAUACAUAUCGUUUAGAGUCCAAUUUGCAUUAGAUUUACAAAUUCAGGCUUUCUAGAUGUGAUCUCCAUAUAGAAUUCUGUUUUUAGCGCUAGUGUAGUAGUGCAAGCGCGCGGGUUGUGGAUGUAGAGCUCUUUCUCGCUUUGCUGUUGCAAUGGUUAGGUUCUCGUGCUUCAACGGUCAUAUUACUCCAUCCCACAAAUCGAAGAGAACUGUUGAACAUUCGAUGGAAUCAAUGCUGAAGAUGUUGCAAGAUUCUUCCAAGAUGCCAGCUGUGAACACGGAGUCAACUCACGCUACUAGCUUGAAUCCAGUAUUUCUGAGGUCGAAAACAGAUAAUCAUAUUCAUUAUUCUACUAAGGAAAUCAUGAACUCAGGGGUAAUUGACCCAACAUUCGGACAUGAAGCUGAAGCUGGAAUUACUCGGACAACACCUCUGAAGAAAAGUAAGUCUCUGGGAAGUGAAUUAUGCCAUGAAGGUAGGGUUAUCUACAACAAUGACACAGAAGAAGAAGAGACAGACCACGGAUGUUCUAGUGGUUCCCCUGAUCACAAGGAACGAGGUGUAAGCCCGAGUAGUCAAUAUGGAAAGGCCCCUGUAUCUGAAUCUGUUCAAGUGGGUUCUGAAACUGUCAACAAUGGAUCAGCAUUCUCAAGUGGAGGAUAUUCUCAUCGUUCGGACAAAGAGAUUACUGAAAAUUCCGACAUUCAGUUAUCUGUAGAUGGUGCUGAUAAUUCUGGCCUUCCUACUCCUCAGAGGCCUAUUGUGCUUGACAGGUCAUGUUCAUUUCCAAACUUGAGUUCUGCCUCUGGUUCACACUUCAGAUACUUAUUAAGAAAAUCAAAAUCUAGUAAUGACCUACGCGGGUUAGAUAUGGGAUGGAAAGAACUUCCUUCAGUUCAUGAAGUUGGAAUGCAGUCAAUGUUGGAAAAGGAAAGAGAUGCUAACAUGUGUGGAAAUGAAAGAAACGAUUUUGAAAACCCUCCUGAUGAUGGUUAUGAAUCUUAUGAUUACACUUCUCUGGCAAAAGACUGGGUAAUGCCCGAGGAGGAGAAUUUACCAGAACACCUUGACCGAGACUUCUCCGUGCAGCAACCGGGUGAAUUUCCAAAUGAGGAUUUUAGAUUCAGGCGUAUUGAGGCAUGGGUCAAUGAUCUUCAUUCCUGCGGUCCAGUGGAAGAAACAAGUGUAUUGCUGGCUGAAGCUGAUGAACCGGUCGGUGGAGAAAAUUCAACGGUUUUGGGUAGACUGACGGCUGCUGCGAAGGUGGAUGAUAAAAUGAGUCCUGGCAUGGAAGCUGCAAAGAGAUACAUAUCUGCUUUGAGUCCCACGACUACCACUGCUCAGCUUUCCAACCAUGGGCUAGCAGUCAUUCCAUCUCUCAGUGCAUUUGGUGGUCUGAGAGUGCUUAAUCUAUCUGGAAACUCAAUAGCUCGAAUAACUGCUGGCGCCCUUCCUCGUGGGCUCCACAUGUUGAAUCUGGCGAAAAACAGCAUAUCCACUAUCGAGGGUUUAAGGGAACUCACUCGACUUCGUGUUCUGGACUUGAGCUACAACCGGAUAUUCAGGAUUGGACAUGGCCUUGCUUCUUGCUCGUCAUUGAAGGAGCUGUACUUGGCGGGCAACAAAAUAAGUGAGGUGGAAGGCCUUCACCGCCUGCUAAAACUCACAGUGCUUGAUCUUCGUUUCAACAAGCUCUCCACAACCAAGUGUCUUGGCCAGCUGGCUGCCAACUACAACUCCCUGCAAGCAAUAAGCCUGGAAGGAAAUCCAGCUCAGAAGAACGUCGGAGAUGAACAGCUCAAGAAGCACCUUCGGGGCCUACUGCCGCAUCUGGUCUACUUCAACAGGCAGGCGAUCAAAGCAGGGGCGUUGAAGGAUUCUACUGCUGAUCGGUCGGUGAGGCUUGGGAUUAGCAGUGGGCUGAGGUCGGAUAACAAAGGUGCGAGGAAGGGUAGCCACGGUUUGACCGGGUCCAGAGCAUUAUCGUCAUCUACUCAUGGUCGUAGCAGUACAUCCUCACCAAGGAGGCCGAAGGGGAAGCACUCGAAGCUCCCGCCUAGCGGGACCAGUAGACUGAGCACCCAUAGCCGACAGCAGCAGCAACAACCUGUGGAUCUUGGUAGCAGGCUUGUUGAAUUCAGAGCUGAGCUGGCGAUGCGCAGGAGCAGAAGUGAAGGAAAUAUGGGACCUCUGGCGUGAGAUGCUGAGUUUGUUUGUUUGUUUAUUGGAAAAGAAACAUUGUGUGGGUGUUUAUCAUGUUUGAACUUUCAAUUGCUUGCUUGUUGCCCUCCUUUGGCGGAGAGGGCUGUUUAUCAUUUGAUACCCAUCCCUAGAGCCCAGUGAUAUGAAGUUUGACACUGGGGAGAUUGUUUCCUUUGGAAUAAUGUUUGCUUGUGUUCUUCUAAUAAAGUUGUUUGUGCUUU
Molecule: messenger RNA, 3918 nt
Organism: Linum trigynum
Lineage: Eukaryota; Viridiplantae; Streptophyta; Magnoliopsida; Malpighiales; Linaceae
Source: the annotation of a GenBank genome assembly